AUGGAAUUUACGAGGACGACAUUUCCAGUUUCCAGAUCAUCGACUGGCGCCGUGAACGUGUACAGACCGGAAGACGUGGACAGUCUGCUGAGAUCACAAUCACGUGACCAGAAGAAAGUUUUGGUCUUCCAUUGUGAAUUCUCUUCAGAACGAGCGCCUAAACUACUGCGUUACCUGAGAAACGCCGAUCGUCAACUGAACAGCGACCAGUACCCCAAGCUGUUCUUCCCUGAGAUCUACCUUCUCAGUGGCGGAUACAAGACUUUCUUCACCCAGUGUCAGAACUACUGCACGCCCGUGGACUACGUGCCAAUGCUCGACAAGACACACGCUGAUGAUCUACGUCACUUCCAGUCCCGCUCCAAGUCUUGGACAGCAGGACAGAACAGAUGACAAAGUGACCAGCUGCAGACGUUGUGUACGUCGUUGUCGUUUGAAUGAAGUGCAACAACUUCAUUAUACUACAUCGACGUCAUCGUGAAGUGUAGAGACGUCAUUUUGUCAUGGUGUGUCUCAUUUUGUCAUGUUACCGACUUUAACUGUUACGUGCAUGUUUUGCAUAUGUACUGUGAAAAUCUUGGCGUGUAUUUUUUUUUUUUUUUUACAUUUACGGUGUGCAAAUAAUGUUAUAUGGCGUUAUUAUGUACAAAUAAUCUUAUGAUGUCAGCGGAUGUUAUCUGACGUUGUGUACAAAUAACUUAUGUCAACGUAUAUUAUGUGACGAAGUUGUGUACAAAUAAUGUUAUGUCGGCGUAUGUUAUCUGACAAAAAUAUCUAUGUGCAAAUAAUGUUAUGCCAGAGGAUGUUAUCUGAAUGUAAUUAUGAGUUUUAGA
This is a messenger RNA of Gigantopelta aegis, 833 nucleotides long. Its product is annotated as cdc25-like protein phosphatase twine. Gene Ontology annotation, cellular component: cytoplasm; nucleus. Lineage: Eukaryota; Metazoa; Mollusca; Gastropoda; Neomphalida; Peltospiridae. Bases 1 to 393 code for a protein of 130 amino acids. Gene Ontology annotation, molecular function: protein tyrosine phosphatase activity. The transcript has 4 exons. The record is from RefSeq and is a predicted model, not a curated record. Gene Ontology annotation, biological process: positive regulation of G2/M transition of mitotic cell cycle; G2/M transition of mitotic cell cycle; positive regulation of G2/MI transition of meiotic cell cycle.